Eublepharis macularius is the source of this 1163-nucleotide messenger RNA. RefSeq lists its product as uncharacterized. NCBI's taxonomy places the organism in Eukaryota, Metazoa, Chordata, Lepidosauria, Squamata, Eublepharidae. The coding region runs from base 1 to 720 and encodes 239 amino acids. The record is from RefSeq and is a predicted model, not a curated record. The transcript has 2 exons.
AUGGAUCGGCAGGAGGACCUGGAGGCUGCUGGGAGUGCUGCCCAAGUGGAGGAAGAGGUUGCUGAAGUGGCAGAGAUUCCUCAGAUCGCGGUUGCAGUGGAUCAGCCCGAGCAGGAGGGUGCUGUGGUUCGCUUUGGGAGGUGUCGGAUCCUCAUCUGCGGGCACAGCAUGAUCUUCUGGGCCGCCCAUCAGGCUAAGAGGACGCAUUUGGGGUCCCAGCUUGGCCUCAGUCGAUGGGCGCAAAUUGAGUGGCAGGGCCGUCGGGGCCUGCGGUGGCCGGGCCUGUUGCCUCUCUUGUUUGGGGGACGGUGUGCACCUCCCCCGCAUUUCUUAGUGAUACAUUUAGGUGGGAAUGAUUUAGGUUGGGUCAAAGGUAAGGCCCUUACGCUGCAGGCACAGGCCGAUUUAGAGUUUAUUGGGCAGCGUUGGCCCGGGGUCCUGAUAAUGUGGUCAGCCAUCCUCCCACGUCGUGUGUGGAGGGAGGCUUUGGAUCACGAAGGGGUCGAACGGGCUAGGCGGAAGGCCAAUAAGGCUAUGUUUAAGGCUUUGGGUGCAGGGCUGGGGGUCUAUUUGCCCCAUCCCCAGAUUAGGGACACGUAUGCUGACCUUUACCGGGGAGAUGGUGUCCAUCUGUCCUUUAAGGGCAAUGAGAUCUUUUUGAAUGACUUGCGGCAAGGGUUGUGGUUAGCCCUGCAGGAGAUGUGGGGCGUUAGGGCCUAAGCAGAGGCUUGGCCCUAACGGUGGCAGGUUAGCCGGGGUAGGCAGAGCGGGCUGGUGAGCACCCGGUGGCACAUCCCCAUUGGUGGGGAAUGGGGGUCUGUCUCGGAUCGGCUGGCGGGCUUUACGGCUGCCAGCUGAGAGGGCAGACUGCCCUGGGACCCCCUGGAAAAGGCCUUCCCUCGGGCUUUACGGCUGGGGUGUAUGGCGCUUUGAAGGGGGGAACCAUUCGCCUGGCCGGCUGGGUUACAGCCAUGCAUUGCAGGGCUCGCGCCUAGGGCAGGGGGUUGCUCGCCCAUGCAGUAUCAGGAGCUGGUCAGUGUGACCUUCUCGCUCGAACUGUACCGCUAGUUACACCCUUGCCGUUACUAGUUCCUAGUUUAAAUUAGAUUUGUUUGGUCAAUAAAUGGCCCUGUUUCACCCAAGCCUUGUGUCCGUCUCUUCUU